Messenger RNA from Adineta ricciae, 501 nucleotides. NCBI's taxonomy places the organism in Eukaryota, Metazoa, Rotifera, Eurotatoria, Adinetida, Adinetidae. The record is from the annotation of a GenBank genome assembly.
AUGGCUACAUUACCUAGUAAAAAACUAUGCAUAAAAUGUAACAAAACUAAAGCUACUGCAAGAUGCGGAGGUUGUCUUCAAGAAUUUUGCAUUCGACAUUUCACAAAUCAUCGACAGGAACUUAAUCAACACUUCGAUAAACUUACAAUUGAACAAACAACUGACAUGAAAAAUCAUCCAUCGAUGAAACAAAUUGAUAAAUGGGAAUUUCAACAACAAACUCUCUUAGUCGAUGCCAACGCUCGUUCAGCUGUCGUCGAAGAACUCGAUGUUGUGAAAGCUCAAAGCUUAGCAACGCUCGAAAGAGACUUGAACUUACGUCAAGAGAUGAUCCUUGACGAGGCUCGCAAACGCAUCGAUGAAUUGAAUGAAGAAGCUAAUCGAUUGAAAAUAGGUGUUUUACGUGAAGCACAAGCUCAAGCUAAUGCUAAAGUCAAAGCCAUCACUGAGCACGUUGCUGCUUUGAAUACUGAAGAUGUUAGUCGUCUUUUUGGCCAGUAA